This is a messenger RNA of Kwoniella mangroviensis CBS 8507, 1383 nucleotides long. RefSeq lists its product as uncharacterized. The transcript is spliced from 2 exons. Lineage: Eukaryota; Fungi; Basidiomycota; Tremellomycetes; Tremellales; Cryptococcaceae. The coding region runs from base 1 to 1383 and encodes 460 amino acids. The record is from RefSeq and is a predicted model, not a curated record.
AUGCAAAAUUUUCCAGGUCAAUUACCUCAUCAAGGCUAUCCACCUCAAUCACCUCAUAUUCCUUACAAUGCCGUCCCUCCUGCUCCGCCACCUAUACGAUCGGUCCCACCACCUACUAUCACACCAGGACCGUAUGCACCUACUCCAUCAAUCAUACCAGGCCCAUUCAUCCUCCUGAUUCUCCUUCCAGCUAUACCCUUACUCUUGUUCUCGUUGGGUGCGCGACCACCCGAUACUUCCCAUUUACCUUUCACGACUUCCGACAUAUUUACCACUGGAGCUUUCGUCACAGUCACGAUGACCAUCGUUAUCUGUCUAGGGGUAUAUCCAGAAGCUGGAGGAGCGGUUUGGGCCUGGAUAAGGGAAGGUGCGAAUGGAGAGUGGGAUAUGAGGUAUUGGAAUGAAGUCAAAUCGUGGACUGGCAUGGCCACCACCAAUGUCAUGCAGCAGUCUUCUACCUAUGGUGGUGGGAGUGAAUCAGAUCAGGUGCAGGUGCGAAGUCAAGUGCAGUGGAGGUGGAAAUACGUUUUUGAUGAGAGGUAUAGAAGAUGGACCAAAGUGAAAGUUAGGGUGCCAGUACCUAUUGAGCAGGUUGUGCGAUCGAGUAACUCGCAUAUCCGUCCCAAUCCAAAAGGUUUUCAGGCCCUUUCGACCAAACAUCUUUCUGCCUUACGAAGAACCUUUCCCGACUGGUACUCAGAAUACAAACCGAAACUUAUCCCUUCUCUACUCGUCAUAAGCUUCAUUGUGUUUCUUAUGAUAUUGCUCGUGGGUCAGAUUUUGGGCUCAGCGUACGAUACUGAAUCCUCGGGUGAGAAACGAGAAUCCUCGAGUAGCGGUAGUGGUGGUAGUGGUGGUGAGAAAAUGUCAAGUUGGGUAGAAAGGGAAAUACGUAAGCGUAAAGAAGAGAAAUCGAAUCCUGAGAAAACCUUAAAGCGUGUCAAGGAAGAAGGUAAAAAGGAGUUAGAAGGUUGUAAGAAGAAGGGGAAAGAGGAAUUGAAGAAGUUCCAAAAGAAGAGGGAAGCGGAGGAAGAAUUGUUGAAGAAGGAAUUGAAAAAGAGGGGAUUACCUCUAGUCGGUUUAGAAGAUAAGAAGAAAGAUCAAGACGAGAAGAAGCCAAAGAGAAAGAAAUCCAAGGAUGAUGAUCAAGAAGAUGAUGGAGAAGGAAAGAAAGAAGAAAAUAAGAGUAAAAGCGAUAGGAUGAAGAAGUUGUCAUUAGUGUUAUUAGGUGAAAAGGGUAGUACGAAGAAGAAUGCUAUGAAGGAAGAUGAGAAAGCAGGUCCGGGAUGGGAGAUAGCUGAUAAUGCUUUGGCUCAGAAUACUUUGGCGCAAUCGCAGAUGAACGCUCAGCAGAUGGCGGAGAAGCUGAAAGCUGGUGGAUGA